AAGCGAUGUGUGACUGAACAGGCAUUUUUUUUUCCGCAGAGAGUCUACCCCAGUUUCUUGAAAACUUUCCUCCCUCCAUCUGGGCAGUCCUCUCUCUCUCUCUCUCUCUUAUUUCCAGCAGUUGUCACUUGUUGGCAUUGCUGGGUUGUGAUAAUGUACUGGUAAUAGAAAAGGAAAUUUGAAAAGAAAUCAAUGGUAGAUUGGCUUCAGUGAAGAAUGCUAGUGGUUGGGAUCAUCGACUGUUAGCUUCAUCAGAAAUGGCUGCUGCACUUAGUUCCAAUUUCUAUCGUCCUUCUCUUCUUCUUCUUCUUCUUCUUCCGCUUCUUCUCAGCUGUUUGACCUUCAGCUUUGUGUUUUCAGACGAUGGGGCAACUUUGUUGGAGAUCAAGAAGUCAUUUAGGGAUGUGGACAAUGUGCUGUUUGACUGGACGGAUUUACCCUCUUCCGACUACUGUGCUUGGAGAGGCGUAGCCUGUGACAAUGUCACCUUUACCGUCGUCUCACUGAAUCUCUCAAGUUUGAAUCUUGAUGGGGAAAUAUCACCUGCGAUCGGCGAGCUUAGAAGUCUUCAAUCUAUUGACUUGAGAGAAAAUAGCCUCUCGGGUCAGAUCCCGGACGAAAUUGGUGACUGCUCCUCCUUGAAAUACUUGGACCUGUCAUUUAACGCGUUGUCUGGGGACAUACCAUUUUCAGUUUCGAAGUUGAAAGAGCUAGAGUUCCUGAUUUUAAAAAACAAUCAGCUGAUUGGUCCAAUCCCUUCAACACUGUCUCAAAUUCCAAACUUAAAAAUCUUGGACCUGGCCCAGAAUAGACUGAGUGGGGAAAUACCGAGGCUUAUAUACUGGAACGAAGUUUUGCAGUAUCUAGGGUUGCGAGGAAACAACUUGGUCGGGACACUUUCUCCCGAUAUGUGCCAGCUCACAGGGUUGUGGUACUUUGAUGUAAGAAAUAAUAGUUUGAUUGGUAGCAUUCCUCUGAACGUAGGCAACUGCACCGCUUUCCAAGUCUUAGACUUGUCUUACAACCAGUUGACUGGAGAGAUUCCUUUUAACGUCGGUUUCUUGCAAGUAGCUACAUUAUCUUUGCAAGGUAAUCAACUCUCAGGACAAAUCCCAUCGGUGAUUGGAUUGAUGCAGGCACUUGCUGUGUUAGAUUUAAGCUGCAACAUGCUGAGUGGACCUAUCCCUCCUAUUUUAGGAAAUUUGACUUUCACCGAGAAAUUGUACCUACACAGUAACAAGCUGAAUGGAUCCAUACCCCCAGAGCUCGGAAAUAUGACAAAACUCCACUAUCUGGAACUGAAUAAUAAUCAACUCACUGGGCAUAUUCCACCUGAACUUGGGAAACUCACCGACUUGUUUGACCUUAAUGUUGCUAACAACCACCUUGAUGGACCUAUCCCUGAUAAUUUAAGCUCAUGUACCAAUCUUAAUAGUCUGAAUGUGAAUGGUAACAAGUUGAAUGGAACCAUCCCACCGGCAUUUGAAAGGCUGGAAAGCAUGACCUACUUGAAUCUCUCCUCCAACAAUUUAAGGGGUCCCAUUCCAGUUGAGCUAUCUCGGAUUGGCAAUUUGGAUACUCUGGACAUAUCAAACAACAGGCUUACCGGUUCUAUUCCUUCUUCUCUUGGAGAUUUGGAACAUCUCCUGAAACUGAAUUUAAGCAAGAACAAUUUGGUUGGCUUUAUACCAGCCGAAUUUGGUAAUCUUAGAAGUGUGAUGGACAUAGAUCUGUCAAACAAUCAGCUAUCCGGUCAGAUUCCUCAAGAACUUGGUCAGCUUCAAAACCUCUUAGUGCUGAGAGUAGAAAACAACAAUUUAUCAGGAGAUGUGACGUCACUGAUGAGCUGCAUCAGUCUUACAGUUCUAAAUGUGUCAUAUAACAACCUAGUUGGGAGUAUUCCUACCGGCAAUAACUUCUCACGGUUUUCUCCUGAUAGCUUCAUAGGAAAUCCUGAACUUUGUGGCUAUUGGCUUGGUUCUUGUGAUGCACCUCGUCCAACCGAGCGUGUCACAAUUUCUAAAGCAGCUAUACUGGGGAUUGCUGUAAGUGCGCUGGUGAUUCUUCUCAUGAUCCUAGUAACAGUAAGCAGGCCCACCAAUUCUGUACCUUUUCCGGAAGGAUCACUCAACAAACCAGUCAGUUACUCGUCACCCAAGCUUGUGAUCCUUCACAUGAACAUGGCACUUCAUGUGUACGAGGACAUCAUGAGGAUGACCGAGAACUUGAGCGAGAAGUAUAUAAUUGGUUAUGGUGCAACAAGCACCGUAUACAAGUGUGUCCUCAAAAACUGCAGGCCGGUGGCGAUUAAGAGACUCUACUCCCAGUACCCACAGUGCCUCAAGGAGUUCGAGACGGAGCUUGAGACGGUUGGGAGCAUCAAGCAUCGGAAUCUUGUCAGCCUUCAAGGUUAUUCCUUGUCCCCUUCUGGGAACCUUCUCUUCUACGACUACAUGGAAAAUGGAAGCCUGUGGGAUCUCCUUCAUGGACCUACAAAGAAGAAAAAGCUAGACUGGGACACUCGUCUUCGGAUAGCGCUGGGAGCAGCGCAAGGGCUUUCCUAUCUCCACCAUGAUUGUAGCCCUCGCAUAAUCCACAGGGAUGUGAAGUCAUCCAACAUACUAUUGGACAAGGAAUUCGAGGCUCAUCUUUCGGACUUUGGCAUUGCGAAAAACCUGUGCAUCUCCAAGUCCUAUACUUCUACUCGCGUAUUGGGUACCAUUGGUUACAUUGAUCCCGAAUAUGCCCGUAUUUCCCGUCUCACUGAGAAGUCGGAUGUCUAUAGCUAUGGGAUCGUGCUUCUUGAGUUACUGACCGGAAGAAAAGCAGUGGACGAUGAAUGCAACCUCUAUCAUAUGAUCUUAUCCAAGACAGCCAACAAUGCGGUCAUGGAUACCGUUGAUCCCGAGAUAUCAGCCACGUGUAAGGAUCUGGGGGAAGUAAAAAUGCUAUUUCAGCUUGCACUUCUGUGCACCAAGAGACAGCCAUCUGACAGGCCAACAAUGAACGAAGUUUCACGAAUCCUCAGAAGCCUCGUCCCGUCCGACCCUCCAAAACAACCGGGCAUGGCCCUUCCCGCGCCCCUCCCGUCAGCUAAGGUGACCACCUGCUACAUGGAUGAAUAUGCAAAUUUCAAGACUCCUGACCUGGUGAGCUGCCCCUCCAUGAGCACCUCUGAUGCCCAACUCUUCCUAAAGUUUGGAGAGGUAAUUUCCCAGAACAAUGAGGAUUAGUAAGGGAAUAAAGAAAUUUAAGAGCAUUAAGUAUCUGGGCAAUCUCCUUGUAUAAAAGUGUUGGAUUCAAUUAUUGUUGGUUUGGAAAUGGAAAGAGGGACAGCUCUCUUUAAGUUAGUAGAAGAUUUGAAUGUGAAAAAAUUUAACCCCA
Rhododendron vialii is the source of this 3384-nucleotide messenger RNA. Its product is annotated as LRR receptor-like serine/threonine-protein kinase ERECTA. Gene Ontology annotation, biological process: protein phosphorylation. The record is from RefSeq and is a predicted model, not a curated record. Lineage: Eukaryota; Viridiplantae; Streptophyta; Magnoliopsida; Ericales; Ericaceae. The transcript is spliced from 27 exons. Gene Ontology annotation, molecular function: protein binding; ATP binding; protein kinase activity. The coding region runs from base 258 to 3233 and encodes 991 amino acids.